Molecule: messenger RNA, 9060 nt
Organism: Bursaphelenchus xylophilus (pine wood nematode)
Lineage: Eukaryota; Metazoa; Nematoda; Chromadorea; Rhabditida; Aphelenchoididae
Source: the annotation of a GenBank genome assembly
AUGCUCUCUCUUGGCGAGGAGUUUGUCGAGUUUGAAGUGGAUUCCCAGCUUUCGGACAUCUUCUUUGAUAAUGUAAAUCGAAAAGUGAGUUUGAAAAAAAUUGUGUUUUGCGCAGUGCAGAAAAGUUGGUCUGCACCGUGCGAUUGCAAUGGCUUCAUUUUGCACAGUGCAAGAAAGUCAAUUUUGCACAGUGCAAUCGCGAUGAGUUUUAAUUUUGCACAGUGCAGUCGCGAUGACGUUUCGUUUUGCACAGUGCAAUCGCGAUGACUUUUAAUUUUGCACAGUGCAUCUGCGAUGACUUUCCAUUUUGCACUGUGCAGUCCAAAAGAAUUUUUCGUUUUGCACAGUGCAGUCCAAAAGAAUUUGUUUUGCACGGUGCAAUUGCGAUGACUUUUAAUUUUGCACAGUGCAACCGCGAUGGCUUUUCAUUUUGCACAGUGCAGUCGCGAUGCGGUUUAACUUUGCACGGUGCAAUCGCGAUGAAUUUUAAUUUUGCACAGUGCAAUUGCGAUGACUUUUCAUUUUGCACAGUGCAAUCGCGAUGAAUUUUAAUUUUGCACUGUGCAGUCGCGAUGAUUUUUCGUUUUGCACUGUGCAGUCCAAAAGAAUUUUUUUGCACAGUGCAAUCGCGAUGACUUAUAAUUUUGCACAGUGCAGUCCAAAAAAGUUUCCUUUUGCACAGUGCAAUCACAUUUUUUUAGAUCUGCACAGUGCGCGGGAAUGGUGCCAUGGGAGUGACGGCCAAAGGGUUGGAUGCACCAGUUUGGCCGUCAUUUCGGAUUCGCGAUGGAGGGAAAAUAAAUACUCUCAACUUUUCGACCGAUGGCAUGAUUUGCUGCGCUCAGAGGAAGGAGAACAGCUGUGUGAGUUUACAUUACUGUAAAAUUUUUUGAUUUUUUUUGUAUUUGUAGUGGAUUUACGUUCUGAAAUUUCUGGAAAGCAUUUAGAAAAAUUUGAUUGGUUUAUCGCCGCUUUUUAUUGGAGUUUCAGACGAAAAAUGGGAUUUUUUGAACUUAAAACCCUUAUAUCUCAGUUCAUUGUCCUCAACGGGACCUGAAAUUUUUACAUGUGUCUUAAAGGCUUUCCCUCUUCAUCUAUGCCCAAAUUUCAUCCAAAUCCGAGUAUUUUCAAAAUUUGAGAUUUUUUCAAAAUUUUAAAAUUUUUUGAAUUUUUCAAUAAUUAUAGUGGAUUUACAUUCUGAAAUUUUUGAAAUCCCUCAGAAGAAAUUUAUUUUGUUUAUCGCCAAGUUUUAUCGGAAUUCAGACGAAAAAUGGGAUUUUUUGAAUUUAAAACCCUUAUAUCUCACAAGGGAAUGGUCUGAACUUCCCCCAACGUUCGGGAAAAUGACUAGUACAGGUGGAUAGAGCAGGUCGACUUUGGUAGAAAAAGGCAUUUUCCAGCUGCAAAAUAAGCACGGCCGACGAGAAAAAUCGACCGAAAGUUCCGAAAAAAUUUCCUCUUUCUCUUCCCUCGGAAAAGAAGAGGUGCUUCCAGUGGUUCGGUUGGCCGAGUGGAUAGAGCGUCCGCUCGAUAUUCUUUUGGGGGUUGGUUCGAUUCCGGGGCAGCGCGAGUGGCUAUGAUAAGGCUUUGGUGACGAAGGUAAAAAUUAUUUUGCAAUUUUUUACGCCUUCUAGAGAUUGUAAAACACAUAAUAAUAAAGGAUUUUCAUGUAAAUUCCGGCGAUUUUUUUCUGGAAGAUUCCAGAACGUUCCCAAUCAUACUCCAAUAAGGAGCAAACUGGAGCACAUCUUGAUCAUAUCGGCGGUUUUGACAAACGUCCACUAGAGUGUUCGGAAAACAGACAGUCCAUGACUAGAUUAUUGGAGUAUGACUGGCACCUUUCUGGAAUCUUAUAGAAAAAUGGCAAAAUUUAGAUGGAAAUCCUUUAUUAUUAUGUGUUUUACAAUCUCUAGAAGGCGUAAAAAAUUGCAAAAUAAUUUUUUUGGUCCACAAGAGUUUACCUUCGUCACCAAAGCCUUAUCAUAGCCACUCGCGCUGCCCCGGAAUCGAACCAACCCCCAAAAGAAUAUCGAGCGGACGCUCUAUCCACUCGGCCAACCGAACCACUGGAGGCACCUCUUCUUUUCCGAGGGAAGAGAAAGAGGAAAUUUUUUCGGAACUUUCGGUCGAUUUUUCUCGUCGGCCGUGCUUAUUUUGCAGCUGGAAAAUGCCUUUUUCUACCAAAGUCGACCUACUCUAUCCACCUGUACUAGUCACUUUCCUUAACGCUGGGGGAAGUUCAGACCAUUCCCUUGUCAGUUCAUUGUCCCCAACCCGAUCUGAAAUUUUUACACAUGUCUUGUAGAACAUCCCUCUUCAUCUAUGCCAAAUUUCAUCCAAAUCCGAGCAUUUUGAAAAUUUGAGAUUUUUUAAAAUUUAAAAAAUUUUUUGGAUUUUAUUAUACUAUUUUUUCUGCAUUUACGUUCUGCAAUUUCUGAGAAUCCCUCUGAAAAAUUUGGUUUUGUUUUCGCUGCUUUUUAUCGGAAUUCAGACGAAAAAUGGGAUUUUUUGAAUUUGAAACCCUUAUAUCUCAGUUCAUUGUCCUCAACCCGAUCUGAAAUUUUUACACAUGUCUUAUAGAACAUCCCUCUUUAUCUAUGCCAAAUUUCAUCCAAAUCCGAGCAUUUUGAAAUUUGAAAUUUUUUGAAAUUUUAAAAAAUUUUUGAAUUUUAGGACUUUGUUUUCCUCGAAGACAAGACAAAUGACGUCUACCCGGACUAUAAACAGAACUGCCGACCCGAAUCGACCAAAAUUAUGGGCGCUCAGUGGGUGGCGGACAAACAGAUUGUCUACAUCACGGACUGCGGAAUCGAGUUGUAUCAGUUCAAUUCGAAACGAAAAACGGUCAAAUUUGUGAAAGCGAUUAGCUUUCGGCCUAAUUGGUUCGUAUUUCAUGUAAGUUUGAGGAGAUUCCAAAAAUUUUUUUGGGGAAAUUUGGAUUUUGGACCUUAUUUUAGCUAAAAAAGCGAGAUUUAGGUAUGUUAAACUGAAAUUUUGGAUGGUAUUUGAUAUCGAAAAGAAUCUGUAUGCUUUUUUGAGUGAUUAGAAAAGCAUUGGUCUUCUUUUGAGAUCCGUGUUUUUAGUAAUUUUUAUCAAUUUUACAUCUAAAAUAAUAUAUUUUUUCUCCGAAAAAUUCAAAUUUUUUUUGGUCAAAUUACUCAAGAUUUUUAAAAAUUAAUUUUUCUGGAAUUUCAGCCCCAAUCCGACCUUUUGAUAUGCGCCAGCGGCGUCACAGCGGCAGUUUUGAAUCCAUUUGUCAUCCAAAAUGGAUUCAUCCACAAACUUCAACGAUUCGAAGUCGAUUUCGGAUGUUCCCGAUGGAAGCCGCGCUUAUUGGACCGUGAUGUAGCGAUCGCCUCGCUGUAUGGACGAUUGUAUAUAAUGGUGCUGAAAUUCGGACCAAAGGAACAUCAAAUCGAAAGGCUCAAUUUGUUCUUGAUGAGCCCAGAAAGCCCUCCGAAAUUGGCGUUUAGUUUGUUAUUGAACUUGCAAGGUAAUUGAAAUUUGAUUUUACGAUUUUUGUGAAAAAAAUUUUUUUUUGGUUUUGCACAGUGCAGUAGACUUUUUUUAUUUUGCACUGUGCGACGAAAGAGAUUGUUUUUGCACUGUGCAUGAGAAUUUUUUAGUUUGCACUGUGCAGUAGGUUUUUAUUUUAUCCUGCACUGUGCAGUUUAUUCUUUUGUUUUGCACAGCGCGACAAAACAGGUUUUUUGCACCGUGCAGUUGAUUUUUUUUGCACUGUGCGACGAAAGAGAUUUUUUUGCACUGUGCAGUCUAUUUUUUUGGAGUUUUGCACAGUGCACUCCAUUUUUUUGUGAUUUCGCACUGUGCGAUAAAAGUUUUUUGACUUUGCACUGUGCGAAACGAUUUUUGUGAAAAAUUUUUUUGUGUUUUUGCACAGUGCAGUAGACUUUUUUUAUUUUGCACUGUGCACUCGAUAUUUUUUUAAUUUUGCACUGUGCGACAAAGGAGAUUUUUUUGCACGGUGCAAUCGGUUUUCUGGUCUGCACUGUGCGGUUUAUUUUUUGUGGUUUUGCACAGUGCAGUAGACUUGUUUUUAUUUUGCACAGUGCAAUAGAUUUGUGUGGGGUUUUGCACUGUGCGACAAAAAGGAUUUUUUUUGCACGGUGCAAUAUUUUUUUUAUUGUGCACAGUGCAACCAACGAAAGAGAUUUUUUUGCACAGUGCAAUCAUUUUUUCUUCCGGUCUGUACUGUGCAGUCUAUUUUUUGGGGGUUUUGCACGUUGCACUCGAUUUUUUUUUUGACUUUGCACUGCGCAAUCAACUUUUUUUGCGCUGCAUUUUUUUUGUUUUGCACAGUGCAGUAUAUCUUUUUUAUUGUGCACAGUGCGAUAGAAGCGAUUUUUUGCACGGUGCAAUCAAAGUUUUUCUGGUCUGCACUGUGCAGUUUUUUAUUUUGCACAAUGCGACAAAAAAAAAAUUUGGCUUUGCACUGUGCAACAAAGGAGUAUUUUUUGCACGGUGCAAUCAUUUUUUUUUGGUCUGCACAGUGAAGUAGACUGUAUUUUGAUUUUGCACUGUGCGACAAAAGGGUUUUUUUGCACGGUGCAAUCAUUUUUUUUUUUGGUCUGCACAGUGCAGUAGAUUUUUUUUUGAUUUUGCACUGUGCGACAAAAGGGUUUUUUUGCACGGUGCAAUAAAUUUUUUUCUGGUCUGCACUGUGCAGUACAAUCUUUUUUGAUUUUGCACUGUGCGACAAAAGAAAAUUUUUGGCUUUGCACUGUGCGACAAAGGAGUAUUUUUUGCACGGUGCAAUCAAUUUUUUUCUGGUCUGCACAGUGCAGCAGACUGUUUUUUGAUUUUGCACGGUGCACUCCAUUUUUUCUUGACUUCGCACCGUGCGUUACAAUUGUUUUGACUCUGCACUGUGCGAAGCAAAUUAUUUUUGCACGGUGCAAAACAAAGAAAGCUCAUUUUGCACAGUGCAAUUUUAAUUUUUUUUUCAAAAUUUACCCUUAGGCGGUUUCUAUUCAGAUGGCCCAGUCGGAAUCCACACCAUUGACAAUUUGGUGGUCGUGCAUCACAAACACACCUCAAAGAGUUUGAUCUUCGACAUUGGGCUGCAAAAAACGCUGGUGGAAAGAGCACCGGUCGCAGUGACCACAAUAAGACUCCACGACCGGAUAAAAGAAGCCUUCAGCAGCUUGAACACAUAUCAUCCGGCAUGGGUCACAUUCCCGCCGAACUUGAUCGCCGAUGUGAGGCUGGGAAUAUUUUCGACGAUCAAAAUCGACUUGGAAGGAACGGCCGAGGAAAUCCAGGACAAUGUGAGAAGGAUUUUCCGGACUUUUUUCUUGUAGAUUUUGAUGAAAUUUGGCCAAAUUUUAGACUGGAAUUUUUGAAGGAAGCUGUGAGAUUUUUGGCUUGUGCUUUCCAGAAAUUUUUGGAAUUUUUGGAUCGAAAUUUUGAAAUUUUUUAAAAUUUUUAAAAUUUUGAAAUUAAAAUUUUUUUUCGAUUUUGGGUUUGAAAAAAUGAUGGAUUAUUCUGUAUGUAAGGCACAAUAUUUGUACAAAAAUUCAAUUUUUAUCAAGCGAAAUCAAGAGAGAUAUCUUUAAAACAACAUUUUUCUGACCUCAUUUUGCAUGGUCUCUCAUGCAAAAAAUGUUGAAUUCUCAACCGUACCUAAAAAUUUUAAGCCAAAAUUUUUACGAUUUGAUUUAUGGUCUAUACAGAAUAUGCAGACCAAAUUUGGAGAGAAUCCGAGAGUAAUUGUUUGAGAUAUUUGCAUUUUAUCAUCAACAACCUAUGUUAAUACACAAUUUUUUAGAUGAUGCUCCUAGACUUUAUAAUGAACCGAAAAAAUUCGGAAGAAUUCUUCCUGAAAACACUACGAAGGCUCUUGCUGAACAAGGAACUCAGUAUUCGACAAUCGGCCGAGAUCUUCACCCGGAUUCUCGAGGAGCCAACUGUGGCUCUCAACAACAAUAAUAAAGGUAAAUUUUGGCAAAACCUCGUUUUUGACCACGCUGAAAUUGAUGAUUAUGAGUAGACACUUCUGUGUAAUGAUUUUUUAUGUGAGAAUUAGUUAUUGGAUAUCAAAAAUUUUCUUUUUUUUGGGAUGAUUUUUAAAAUUUUUUGCUCUUAAGCAAACCACUUCUGUGGGGUAUGGAGUUACAGGUCGAGACAUGUAUCAAAAAAAUCGCAAAAUCUUUCUGAUUCAGAAUAUGUAAAAAUUAGCUGCCCAAUUUUAGUUUGUAAGGGCGAAAAGACCAUCAGAACUUUUCUUGCAACACCACGCAAAUGCCCUUUUUUAUACUGGAACUACUAAUUACAGUGGCGGAUUUGAUCCAAUGGCAAAAAACGUACCAUUUUGCGUCCCGGAAGUAUCAAAAAUAUGGCAAAAUACCUCCAUUUCCAAGUGAAAGACUCCGAUUUCAAAAGCGCGUCCGCUCUUUUUGUGAGAGAAAUUUGAAGUCGCCCUUCAAAACGAAGUUUUUUCACUUGGAGAAGGAGGCAUUUUGCCACAUUUUUUGAUACUUCCCGGAUGCAAAAUGGUACGUUUUUUGCCACUGGAUCAGAUCCCCCACUAUAAUUUGUAGUUCCAAUGUAAAAAAGGGGCAUUUGCGUGGUGUUGCGAGAAAAGUUCUGAGGAUUUUUUCGCCCUUGCAAACCAAAAUUGGGCAGCUAAUUUUUACAUAUUCUGAAUCAGAAAAAUUUUGCGAUUUUUUUGAUACAUGUCUCGACCUGUAACUCCAUACCCCAUAGAAGUAGUUUGCUUGAGAGCAAAAAAUUUCAAAAAUCAUCCCAAAUAAAAGGAAAUUUUUGAUAGCCGACAAGUAAUUAGUGCAUAAAAAAUCAUUACGCAGCAGUGUCUACUCAUAAUCAUCAAUUUCAGCGUGAUUAAAAACGGGGUUCUGCCAAAAUUUACCGUUAUAUACACCAUAGAAUUAAUUUCUUGAAAAAUUUUUCUUGGCCUAUUUUUUCGUAUUUUAAACAACUGAAAAUUAGGUUUUUAUGAGUGAUAAGUGAAUUUACAGAGAUGUCCUCCAAAGUCAAGCUGAAUGCGGAGCCAUUUGAGCCCCUAAAAGUGGAUUACAACCAAGUUGUUCGGUCCGUCUUGGUCCCAUUGAAGGAGGAACCCAAAAUGGAUCGAAAAUUUUUGUCAGCAAUCGCCCUGGAGUUUUACGCUGCGGUAAAGGUGAGAACAGAGGGGUUUUGCGACAACUGCCUUAGGCAGAUUUUAUGUUUUUAAGCAAAAUUUUCGAAAUUUUUUGGAAAAUCCGAUAAUUUUGAGAAAAUUUGGUGUUUUCAGAAGUUGAAUUGCUGGAUAACCGUAGGCAAUGAAUUUUAAAUUUGGGAUGAUAUUGUAGAAAACAUGCUGCGAGAGUUUUUGAAGGGAUGUUUUAAGUUUAAAGUGGUGAAACUUCAAAAUUUUCAAAAAAAGUUAAGAAAAUUACAUUUUUUAUAUAUUUUUGGUAGUGAAAUGGUAUACUUUAGGUCGAAUUGGUAUUUUGAAAUAUAUGCUUUCUAUGGUGAACAUUUUGGAUGUCAUUUUCUUGCUUUAUUUUUGUUUUAAAAUACAAAAUUUUCAAAAAAGCUCAAAAUUUUCCCAAGAUUUUCGAAUUUCCCCCUAAAAAUCGAAGUUACCGUAUUCCAGAAGGCGGAAAUCCCGCUGGAACAGCACUAUCUUGCCGAGCUCCUCAUCAGAACCAUGGUGGAUGCGAACGAAAUGGAGAAAUUGAAGCAGUGUCUUCAAUAUUCGGUCGUGGAUGACUCCAAAUUUUUGGCCUUCGAAUUGAUCACCUUGUCCAAGGAGAAGCCGGAAUUCGGCCAGCUCGCCUUGGACAUGCUCAAGCGAAAACCCAAUAACCGAGAGCAGGUCGCUGAAUUUUACAUCAAUCGCGGGGAAAUCAUCGACGCGCUGCGAAUGCUGAGAGGCACCCCCAUCGACAAAACGUUGAGUUUGCGGCUGCUGGAAGAGGCCUGGAAGAGCAACGAUCGAAAACUGAAAUACAUGGUCUUCACGCAUCUCCGUGAUGUCCGGAAGUUGGGCUGGCUGGAUGGGAGUUGUGAGUUUUGAAGGGUUUUGGGAUUGGGCGGGUUGAUGUCAUGGAUAAGGUAAUUUCAUCCGAAUUUUUGAUGUUUUCCCCGGAGAUUUGAGUAGUUUGGGAAAGAAGAAGCCAUCUGUGAUAAUAUUUUAUAUGGAUUUGCGGUUUACGGAGGGAUUUGUGACAAGUUUUGAGCAGUUUUGUCAGAUGUCAUGGAGAAGAUAAUUUUUUUCGAGUUGAAGGUUUUUAAUGGGAAUUUAACUAUUUUUGUAAUGGAAUUGAGAUUUUUGAUCAGUUAGUCGGCAAAAAACAUGUAAGGGCGUAUUUUAAAAAAAUAUUUUUGACUUUUUCUUAUAUCUGCUGGUGAAUAAGAUAAUUUUAUGAGAAUUUUUGUCGGAAAUGUGGCAAUUCGAAUGGAGAAAAGUUUGGAAAUAGUUUGUUUGAAUAGAUUCGAGAUUUUUUUAGAGGAUUAUACUUAUUUUUCCAAAAAAAAUUUGGACGAUUUUAUCAGAUGUCAUGGAGAAUAUAAUUUUUUUCGAAUUGGAGGUUUUUAAUGGAAAUUUGAGUAUUUUUAGAAAGGAGAAAUGUUUUGUGCUCUGAAUUUUAAUUCAAAACAGGGUUAAAUGGCGUAUUUUACCAAAAUUUCGAUAUUUUUUGAUGUCAUGGAUAACAUAAUUUUUUGGUCAAACUUGAAAAUUUUUAUAAUGAAAUGGUCUAGGCGUAUUUUAAAAACAAUAUAUUUCGUUUUUUUUUUACAUUUUCAAGCAGUUUCAAGAGAAAAAUUUUUCGAAUUUUAGCCCCUGAUGACCAAUUCGACUCCUACAUUAGAGAAUUCAAGCAACUUUUUAACCUCGAAGAACUCGAAGAGGCGGACCAACGGUCCCGUCUAGCCAAAAUUUCCUCAGUGGCUUCACUGCCAGGCCUAAAUCCAAGCCCAUCGAGGAAUAUUUUAAUUCCAAGUCAUGACUACUUAAACGACUCGAUCCCAUCUUCCUAUCAAUCCGACUUUGAUAUGAAUAACGCCCCCGGCGCUGGAAUCCCCAACUAUUAA